CUCCCUUGUUCAGGACCCUUGUCUUGCUACCUCUCUUCUCCUUCUGUGCUCCUCCAACUCAGCUUCCAUUCAUCUGCCAUGCUUCGUAGAUGCCUCGCCCUCGCGUUCGUCGCAUCGUGCACCUGUUUCGCACCGCCCAUGUUCACGAGAGAGUUUGCUCCUCGAUCGAGAGCUGCGGGCCGUGGGAUGCCUCUGAGACUGUUUGCUCGGCACGACGAUCCCGCUUCGAAAGCUGGAAGGAGGGAUGUUCUUGGUUGGAUGACUGUUGGUGUCGCAUCAGCGUUACUACAGGGUUACCAGCCCCCACCUGCAGAAGCUGUGAUCAGCGAUUUUGCAAAAUUGCGGGAGCUUGAGGAACUGCAGGCGGAAAUCUUCGAGCAGUCGGUUCCAUCUGUUUGCUUCAUCAGUACGGAAUACACGUCCAUGGCGCAGCAGCUCAAUCUGGACAGCAACUCGCUCCCCAAGGGGGUUGGCUCUGGUUUCGUUUGGGACGAUAAAGGUCACAUCGUCACCAACUUCCACGUGAUCAACAAGGUCGAUAGCGCGAUGGUCGUCCUGACAAAAACCGACGGCACGACGGAGAAGUACAAGGCCAAGCUCACUGGGGUGGACCCAGACAAAGACAUCGCUGUCUUGAAGAUCGACGCACCGGCUUCCUUGUUGAAGAAGCUGCCUGUGGGCGACAGCUCCAAGAUCAGAGUUGGGCAGUUUUCCUUCGCCAUCGGAAAUCCGUUCGGACAAGACCACACGCUCACGUCAGGCAUCAUCUCAGGGAAGAAUAGGGAGAUCACUGCGCCUACAGGACGAAAGAUCAAGGGUGUGAUCCAGACAGACGCUGCCAUCAACCCUGGAAACUCUGGAGGCCCUCUCCUCAACAGCCAGGGUCAGCUCAUCGGCAUCAACACGGCGAGUCUUGGAGCUGGGGUCUCAGCUGGGGUCGGGUUCGCAGUUCCCAUCGACUUGGCCGUUCCCACGAUUGAGCAGCUCAUCGAGUUUGGACAAGUGCAACGUGCAAUCCUCGGCAUCUCCUACCUCGAGCGCGUACCAACGGCAUCAGAGUCAGAGCGGAGCGGCAUCCCUCGCAUUGAGAAAGGAAUCGUUGUGCUGGAGGUCCCUCCCAACUCUCCAGCAGCCGCUGCUGGCAUGAUUGCAGUCAAGCGAUCGAAAGACCCCAAGAGCAAGCCCGAGCUCGGCGACGUGAUUGUCGGAAUCGACAAGUACGAGAUCAAAGAUCCUUUGGAUCUCAGCGCUGUCCUGGCCAAGUACAAGCCAGGAAACAAGGUUUCUGUGAAGGUGCUGCGAGGCCCUGAGCAGACACCGCAGACUCUUGCUUUGACACUUGGAGCCUUCCAAGGAAGUGCGUUCACGAAGCUGGAGAACGAGCGAGGUGCAGACUUUGCAGCGAAAGGAACGCCUUUGAACGUUCCUCUCUCGGAAAUUGCUCCUGCAAUCACUCCUCGCAUGCCUUCUGCCAAUUAA
This is a messenger RNA of Guillardia theta CCMP2712, 1479 nucleotides long. RefSeq lists its product as hypothetical. The coding region runs from base 79 to 1479 and encodes 466 amino acids. The transcript has 3 exons. Gene Ontology annotation, molecular function: serine-type endopeptidase activity; protein binding. The record is from RefSeq and is a predicted model, not a curated record. Gene Ontology annotation, biological process: proteolysis. NCBI's taxonomy places the organism in Eukaryota, Cryptophyceae, Pyrenomonadales, Geminigeraceae.